Salvia splendens (bonfire salvia) is the source of this 402-nucleotide messenger RNA. Its product is annotated as putative F-box/LRR-repeat protein 9. The transcript has a single exon. The record is from RefSeq and is a predicted model, not a curated record. Bases 1 to 402 code for a protein of 133 amino acids. Gene Ontology annotation, molecular function: protein binding. NCBI's taxonomy places the organism in Eukaryota, Viridiplantae, Streptophyta, Magnoliopsida, Lamiales, Lamiaceae.
AUGAACCUUCAAAUCCCUAAAAAAUCGACGAAAUUGGAGAGGGGAUCUUCAUCGUCAGCCCCUCCUCCUCCAUCUUUCCCGCCAUGGACCGAGCUACCCGAGCAUCUGACGGCAGAUAUUCUGCAAAGGUUGCCCACCGAAGAGAUAAUUGACAGUGCGCAGCGCGUGUGCACUACAUGGUGGAGAGUCUGCAAGAAUCCCGCUACAUGGCGCGCUAUAGAUUUGGAUCAUCGACGUCCCACCGUCUGCAAUUGCGGCAAGCAUUUAUCUUUCGGGGACCAGAUGUAUUGGGAAUCUCCCUGGCAACGACAUUAUCCGUUUUUCCUUUUCCGCCGCGCAGUUGAUCUAAGCCAGGGACAACUGCUCAAGCUAAAGAUCAACCGACGUUUGGGACUUGGAUAA